AUGCUUUGCGAUAGAGAACAGCAAUCCUCCUCCGCCGAACCCCCCGCACAGAAAGGUGCCUCCGGCGGUAGCCGCUUCAACAUCAGGAUGCGCUUCGUCACGACGCAGAAAGUCCUCGUCGUCGGAUUGUGUGCGCAGCUCGCCGUCUACGCUCUCUUCAACCUGGGCGUCUUCGUCGCCGCCUGCCGCACCUGGGCAGAUGAAGACGAAGCGUGGCACCUUUCAUCGUCGCGUUCGUCGCCGAGCCUUGCCUUGGGCAUGUUCAUGUUCCUACAGUACAACCACGUUCUCAACGCGGCAGUGGUGGGCAUCUUCGUGCCGGCGGUCAUGGCGGUCGUGGGCCUCUGCCGCAGAAAACGUGACUCCACCGACGCUCUGUGCUUGUAUUUCUUUCGUGGCAGCUCCCUCUGCUUUGUGUCGCUUGGGCUGGCCCUACUGCUCUUGGGGUAUCCGUCUUCGAGAGCCCAGACCGGCCAGGUCACCGAUGCAGACAUAGCCCUUGGAAUUAUAUCCAGUCUCAGCUUAAGCAUUGGAUUCUGGACCGCGGGUGUGUCGGCUCUCUUCGCAGCACCUCGUCAGAUCAACACCGACGUAUCCAGGGACCACCAUGGCUGAAGAUGGGGCAUUGCUGUUCGUCGGUAUUGAUUGCGAUGGCUGCGCAUAGGGGGCUGAUUGUCGCAACAGGCAUGACUGAGACGCAUGCGCCCCUAGGAGUGGAUAACACUUGUGUAGUAGCCUUAGCAAACAAUCGUCAGCUACGGAAUUCUUAAUA
Molecule: messenger RNA, 772 nt
Organism: Purpureocillium takamizusanense
Lineage: Eukaryota; Fungi; Ascomycota; Sordariomycetes; Hypocreales; Ophiocordycipitaceae
Exons: 2
Coding region: 1-615 (204 amino acids)
Source: RefSeq, a predicted model, not a curated record